GAGUGCCCGACUUAACCUUCGGCGGAAAGUGCAGUUGCUGACUCUGUGAUUUUAGGCCCAUCUCUACGGUUCUGUGUUCAGUAGUUCAGUAGUGGUUCGAGUUCUUGUAAUCCUAAAGAUGCUUGUCCAUCGGCUCCGUCAGAGCUUUCAGAGCGCACGGAGUUUCACGACAUCAACUGUCCGUCAAGGAGGACAUCAUGAUGAUUACGGUGGCCUCCCCGGAGAUAAUCUGCCAUUUUCAAUCAAGAACCCAUACGCGCUAACGCUGAAAAUGGUUCUCUUCUUCGGAAGCGCUGCCGCGAUUCCUUUCCUUAACGUACGCCACCAGCUUCUCAAAAAGAAGUAAACAUCAAAAUGUUCGUUGUCGAAAACGAUAUCUUACGAAGCUUCUUUCAGCCUCAUCAGCUGAAAUAUACAACAGAGUCGAAAAUAUAUGAAGUAAAGAAUUUAGUGACUUUAAGGAAUUGCUUGUAAUAAGAGCCUAUUGUAUAAAGAUUUUCAGUAGCCGUGA
Molecule: messenger RNA, 511 nt
Organism: Varroa destructor (honeybee mite)
Lineage: Eukaryota; Metazoa; Arthropoda; Arachnida; Mesostigmata; Varroidae
Product: cytochrome c oxidase subunit 7C, mitochondrial-like
Biological process (GO): mitochondrial electron transport, cytochrome c to oxygen
Cellular component (GO): respiratory chain complex IV
Source: RefSeq, a predicted model, not a curated record